GUAAGGUUAAGUGCACACGUGUUUUAAUAUUAUAGUAUACAAAAAAAAACGUCUGAAAGUGUUAAACAUAAUGGCUGAACCUAAGCAUUUAUUAGAUUUAAGUGUUGAAGACUUUAACAAAUUUCUAGAUUCCUUCGACCAUGUCCUCUCCGAUUGCGAUGGUGUUAUAUGGACUCAAAAUCCUUUGCCGCGAGUCGGAGAGUUCUUCAAGCAGAUGAAGAAACGCGGGAAGACAGUGAAUUUCGUUUCCAAUAACAGCAUUCGAUCCAGAGCAAAUUAUGAAACUCAAUUCAAAGCAGCCGACAUCGACAACGGCUUUGAGAGCCUGAUCAUUCCAUCUAUCGCAGUGGCAGAGUACCUGAAAUCAGUUAAAUUCAAUAAAACUGUGUACUGUGUAACCUGUACUGAGGCUAUAAGAGUCUUAGAAGCACACGGAUUCAAAUGCAAGGAAGGUCCAGAUCUAGGGCCAGAGUACUAUGGCGAAUAUAUUCAGUAUUUAGAAGACGAUGAAGAGAUAGGAGCCGUCGUUUUUGAUAGCGACUUUAGGAUAAACUUGCCGAAAAUGUACCGAGCCAUAACCUACCUGAAAAGACCUGAGGUCCUCUUCAUAAAUGGAGCGACUGAUAGGGCGGUGCCAAUGAAACCUGGUCUUUUAGCUUUAGGGACGGGAGUUUUUGCAGACCUGGUUACGGCAGAAGUGAAACGAGAGCCCGUGCUGCUUGGGAAGCCAGGAAAAGCUUUCGGUGAAUUCGCUAUGAAGCGAGCCGGCAUCACCGAUCCUAGUCGAGUUCUUUUUAUCGGUGACAUGAUCGCCCAAGAUGUAUCUCUAGGGAAAGCAGUUGGUUUCAACACUUUAUUAGUUUUAACGAACACUACCAAAGAAGAAAUGUUGUCACACACAAUACGACCAGAUUACUAUGCGGAGUCUCUUGGUAGUAUUGUGCCUCUAAUUCAGUAAAUUAUUUAAGUUAAUAGGAAAAAAUGAUUUAACUAGUAGGACAAAUACAUUUCCCCUCUAGCUAUGAAGAAUAUGUAUUUGUGAAACUAAGCUAAAUCUCGAAAUUAAUCGUUUUGUGUACUUAUCUGCGAAUCAGACGUCACAUGUUCAUUCAUAAUAUUUCAAUUAUUUUAAUAUUUUUGAGUUGGUACUCUUUUUUUUUUAUUCCUUGGAUGGGUGGA
Bombyx mandarina (wild silkworm) is the source of this 1179-nucleotide messenger RNA. RefSeq lists its product as uncharacterized. Lineage: Eukaryota; Metazoa; Arthropoda; Insecta; Lepidoptera; Bombycidae. Gene Ontology annotation, molecular function: phosphatase activity. Gene Ontology annotation, cellular component: cytoplasm. The record is from RefSeq and is a predicted model, not a curated record.